This is a messenger RNA of Glycine soja, 776 nucleotides long. RefSeq names its product zinc finger protein ZAT11-like. NCBI's taxonomy places the organism in Eukaryota, Viridiplantae, Streptophyta, Magnoliopsida, Fabales, Fabaceae. The transcript has a single exon. Bases 76 to 564 code for a protein of 162 amino acids. Gene Ontology annotation, biological process: response to chitin; response to stress. The record is from RefSeq and is a predicted model, not a curated record.
UUCAACAUCUUCUUUCGAGCAUUUCACUGUCUUUAAUUAAUAACGUUCAUACUAAUUCUACCAACUUGCGUCGCCAUGAAGAGACAGAGAGAUGGAGAAGAGAACAUAGAUUUGGGAAAUUGUCUACUGUUGCUCUCUCAUCCCAGAGAAAUCAAACCCCAAAAACUUUUGGGCCCUAAAGAAUUUGAGUGUAUGACAUGCAACCGCAAAUUUUCUUCAUUUCAGGCCCUCGGUGGCCACAGGGCCAGCCACAAAAAGCCCAAACUAUACGUGAAAGAACAGUGUAAAAUUCUGAUGUUGAGGAAUAAGCCCAAAAAACACGAGUGCUCCAUUUGUGGUAGGGAAUUCACUUUGGGCCAGGCACUGGGUGGACACAUGAAAAAGCACAGAAUUGCCGUUGACCAAGGGCUUUCUUCAAUAAACAAGGUUGUUGUAAAAGUACCGGUUCUUAAAAGGUCGAAUAGUAAGAGGGUUUUGUGCUUGGACUUGAACUUGACUCCUCUGCAGAAUGACUUGAAGUUAUUGUUUGGAGACAAGGCACCCAAAGUUGAUUCCUUCGUCUGAUCAAUUAAUUGUUCACAUGAUUUCAAGUAUUCGAUUAGUCCUCACCUUUUCUUUUUCUAACACAUGUAUUCUUUGAUGUAAAUGUUUGUUUUUUCUAUACCAUAAAGUGAUAUUGUAUGUUUAAUAGGACGGUAUAUGCUUAAAGAUGUCUCAAUAGAUAUGGGGGUUGGGACUUGGGAUAGUAUUGAUGAAAUCAUAAGUUCAAAUUUCAG